UCAACGAAAGUUUAUCUAAAAAAUAAAGAUAUUGAAAUAAAGAAAGAAAAUGGCCCUUUUCCGCGCGAGCGAGCCAUAUCACUUGUGUUGAAAAACAGAACAAAUCCUAUAUAGUUCCGUUGAGCCGCUCGUAUCGACUGGUUGUGCGAUGGCGUCAGGGAUAAAAACGCUCAUUUGUUUCGUGGCCGUCACCCUCCUGCGCCCCGGCUCCUGCCGAGACGAAGAUAGGAUCAUGAAAGCAUGCUUUUGGCCUAAUGAGGUAUAUGAGCCUUGCUUCGGCGGCUGCGCGGAGGUGUCGUGCGACAACCCGCGUAACCACCUGCGGCCGUGCUACCCGUACUGCGAGCCCGGCUGCGUGUGCCAGGAGCCCUACGUGCGCGACGACCGCACGCACCAGUGCGUGCUACCGCAGGACUGCUCUCCGACUCAAAUGGGCAUCCCGGUACCAACGAGACGUUCUGAAAAGUACUACACAAACAACAACUACAAUAUAAAACGACACUAUGCGAAAAAAGAAGAAGAGAUUCCAGAAGUAAGGGAAAACGAAGCAGUAUCGAUUAGUCAGUCAAAUCCACAUACGAAUAAGUUCUCAUCAGAUGUUUCGAGGAUGGGGAACUACUUCAAUAUAGUGAUAGCCCCUCCGCCUAUAAGGGCGCUGCAGCCUAGGAAGCUAUUGCAGAGCGAAGCUCACAGAGCGCCUAAACGAAUGUUAUAGUUAUUGGGAAUUCGAGAACAAUUAUUUACCCACCAAUUGUAGGUACUGUUUAUGAAAUAUCUGCGACUAGUGGGACUUACGGGACGCCCUUGAUUUAAGAGUCAACGUAGUCCUCAUUUUCCUCUCUGGAUAUUGACUUUAUGGAAAAUAUUUUUACAAAUUUGAUGUAUAUUAACCAUAGCCCCUACGUUUGAUUUUAUUAGAUGUUUUGAUUUGAUUUGAUUGUAAAAAUUAGGAACGAAAAACAGAUUUAAUACAAUUUUUUAAUUCUCCUAUUUAUUAUAAUAAAAAAAUCGAAAAAGUCAUAGCUGUGAUUGAUGCACAAGUCUUAGUUUUAGAGUAAUUUAGAGGACUAUUUACUUUUGUAUGAAAAGGCAAUUUCACCCGGGUCCUCUACUUUCGUCUUAAGAUCUGUUUUAUUAUUCUACAUGCAUGUAUUUUCGUAAUUUUAUGAAAGUGAAAUAAAUAUUACCUCUACCUACAACGUUCUCCGGCAAAUCUGAUAGCACGACAAGAAAUACAGAAAUACGUAUUAUCAAUUUAUCAAUGUUGUAUAAUAUAAAUAGACUUGUCAAAAGUUUUAACGGAGCCAAUUAUAAAUCGUUUUAACAGAGGAUAAUUAUUUUACAGGAUAUUUUUAGACGAAUAUUAAACAUAGAUCUAACUUGUUAAGUGUUUAAUAAGUUAAAUAAAAGGUUUUUGUUAAUAUG
This is a messenger RNA of Cydia splendana, 1425 nucleotides long. RefSeq lists its product as uncharacterized. The coding region runs from base 149 to 715 and encodes 188 amino acids. NCBI's taxonomy places the organism in Eukaryota, Metazoa, Arthropoda, Insecta, Lepidoptera, Tortricidae. The transcript has 3 exons. The record is from RefSeq and is a predicted model, not a curated record.